This is a messenger RNA of Linum trigynum, 1416 nucleotides long. The record is from the annotation of a GenBank genome assembly. Lineage: Eukaryota; Viridiplantae; Streptophyta; Magnoliopsida; Malpighiales; Linaceae.
UCAAAUGGCGAGGAUGUUAGUCGCGGCGAUGAUGGUAAUAACCCUGCUAGCGAUUUGCACCAUGUGCUGCAUGGUAAGCUGCUUCAAUGCAACGUUAUGCUCGGGAAGUGACGAGAAAGGGAGGUGCAGCGCAUAUCCUUUGCCGGCGGGUAACUUUCAGCUGGAAGACAUCUUCGAUGGUUUUCGGAGCAAACAAUUCGACGGAGGCAAGAGAGCCGGUUGCUACACGAGAGACUACGUUGAUGAGGAUCAUAACCCGUACACAGUGUACGCCUCUUUUACCUGCGACGUCACGCCCGGUAUAAGGUGCCGUCUGUGUUUCAAUUCUGGCAUCACCCGCAUGGAACAAGGGUGCCGUGGCCGAGCCGGAGGGAGCGUCUUGUUUGAGAACUACUGUUGUUUUAGGUACGAGACAGCUUACAACAUCUGCACCUAGCUAGCUAGCUAGCUAGGUUUGUUGGAUUUGCAUGGUUUCUACUUUUGUUUACUACGUACGUACGCCGAGCGAGUAGAGUACUCAAUGUGUUCAAGGUUGUGUACCUGCUCGAUGAAUAAAGGGGGUUUCUUUGCUCGAUGAAACACCCAUACCAUCAUUACGCUUUUGUUAUGCCGAACUUUCGCUAUCUUAUUGGCUGCAUAACCCUUGAUCAUGCACUCUUACAUGACCAAAUCUGAGCUCUUAAUUUUGAGUGGAACCAGAAGGAUCCAGAUAUAAUGAGUGAGAAUUAAAGGUUUUCACUUUUUAUUUUUCCUGUUUUUCUUAAUCGACUCUUACCUCUUCUGGAGUUCAAAAUUUUAUACAAAGAUGGAACAAGUUCGUUGUGAUCCUGCAAAUGAGAUUCAUUUUCAACAUAUUUCGACAAACAAAAUUUCAUACCACUCGUUACCACCUUCGUUUUUAACACGAAUUUUGGAGGGAAAAAAUUGCACAGAUGGAACGUGUUCAUCAUUAUUUAUUUAAUCUACAAAAUUUAUGGAGAAAAAAUACAACACCAAAAUGUAUCACCCUAAUAUAGGGAUGGUAACUGAUGUCUGAUGAUCAUACACACGAUGAUUAAUGUGGUAAAUUACAGUUCGUAUAUUCCUGAUAUUAAAGCCUAAGAGCCUGGCCAGGUACGUACGCAUAAGUACCUGUUGUCGCCGGCUAGCAAAAUGGGAAAUAUUGGUCGCCAAUCCGUUUACCCCUUCCAGUCCCGGUCAUCAGAACCAUGUUCUUGCUUAAAGAUAGCCCGGCCAGACUGGACAAAAAUUGUUGUAGUAGUUCAGUAUUCAGUGUUUACACCACCUCAACUGUUGCAUCAAUGGCUGAACCGCCUUCUUUUGUAUUCAUCUGCACGCCCCGUUCCUGAGCAGACUGAUUCCUUCCACUCUCUUCUCGUUUCUGUCUUCAUCGUCGAACAAAACAAUGCGAAUCCA